This is a messenger RNA of Juglans regia (Persian walnut), 2239 nucleotides long. RefSeq names its product probable serine/threonine-protein kinase At1g54610. The coding region runs from base 222 to 2015 and encodes 597 amino acids. Gene Ontology annotation, biological process: protein phosphorylation; positive regulation of transcription elongation by RNA polymerase II. The record is from RefSeq and is a predicted model, not a curated record. Gene Ontology annotation, cellular component: nucleus; cyclin-dependent protein kinase holoenzyme complex. The transcript has 7 exons. Gene Ontology annotation, molecular function: RNA polymerase II CTD heptapeptide repeat kinase activity; ATP binding; cyclin-dependent protein serine/threonine kinase activity. Lineage: Eukaryota; Viridiplantae; Streptophyta; Magnoliopsida; Fagales; Juglandaceae.
GAGAACACAGUCCGAGCGUUGGUAAUGGAGAGCAGCCGCAAACCACACUGUAUCCUCUUCAUCUUUCCCCUUCUCCUUUACCAUAAGUCCAAAAACCAUGCCGGCCGGAAGGCCUUGUGUAUCCCCUGCUCUCUCCUCAUCUUCUUCUCACUUUCUCUUCGGAAUCAUCACUUCCUCUUUGUUAACGAAAAGAGCAUCGAUUUCGAUUCUGCUUAGACGUGAUGGGUUGUGCUAUGGGAAAGAACUCUUCCCCGUACUCUUCUCCUCAUGAUAUUGAGAGGUUGAAACUGGGGCAUGGGUAUGUUCCGGGAGGCAAUGGAGUGAGACCCAUCAAUCACACGCAGCUUUCGAGGGACUCCGCCCGUAAGGCGCUCAUAAGGAAUGAGGUGGAAUAUAAGUAUAUUGUGGGUGCGGUGAAUGCUAAAGGUGGUGCUGGUGGUGGGGGAGAGAGGGUGGUUGUGGGAAAGGGAGAGGAGAGGAGCGGUGGCAGUGGAAAUGUUUCGAAGAGAGUUGCCUCCAAGAAGAUUGAAGGAGUUGAGCUUGUGGAUGGGUGGCCUAAGUGGCUUGUUGAUAAUGUACCCGGAGAUUUGUUGGCGGGUUUGGCUUCCAAGAGUGCCGAUUCCUAUGAUAAAAUUGCCAAGGUCGGCCAAGGAACUUACAGCAAUGUGUACAAAGCUCGAGAUAGGGACACCAAAAAGAUUGUUGCUUUGAAGAAAGUGCGCUUUGACACAUCGGAGCCAGAAAGUGUCAAGUUCAUGGCAAGAGAAAUAACGAUGCUGAAGAUGCUAGAUCAUCCCAACAUCAUUAAGCUUAAAGGACUAGCCACGUCAAGGAUGCAGUAUAGUCUUUAUCUGGUUUUCGAUUUCAUGCAGUCAGACUUGACCGGGAUUAUCUCACGCCCUGGUGAGAGGCUCAAUGAAGCACAGGUCAAAAGUUAUAUGCAGCAGCUACUUUCUGGUCUCCAUCAUUGCCACAAUAAUGGAAUUUUACACCGAGAUAUUAAGCCCUCCAACUUGUUAAUAGACAGUAGUGGUGUGUUAAAAAUUGCUGAUUUUGGGCUUGCAAAUUUAUAUACUAAAAAACGGCGCCUUACAAGUCGAGUUGUGACACUCUGGUACAGGGCUCCAGAAUUACUGUUAGGCUCCACAGAAUAUGGAGAUGGUAUUGAUCUUUGGAGUGCAGGAUGCGUAUUGGCGGAGAUGUUUGUUGGACGGCCAAUUAUGCCUGGGAGAACAGAGGUUGAGCAGCUUCAUAGGAUCUUCAAACUUUGUGGUUCACCCUCAGAGAAUUAUUGGAAAGAAAUGAAGCUGCCAGCAAGCUUCCGACCACCACCUCACUAUAAACCUAGUUUUGAAGAAGCCUUCAGCAGUUUUCCGGCCUCUUCAUUUGGUCUUUUAACCACACUUCUUGCUCUAUAUCCAACCUCUCGUGGCAGUGCUGCUUCUGCUCUCCAAAGUGAAUUCUUUACUUCAAAUCCAUUGGCAUGCCAUCUUUCAGCUCUACCAAUACCCAGGAAAAUGAUGGAUGAAUCUAAAACCAGCGAAAGGAAGAAGCACAUGACUUCUAAAGCAAAACAAUCGUCUCUAACAAAACAUGGUGGUCACCAGGGAAACAAACCGAUUGAGCUACCCAGUGGAGCUGAAUCUCAUAAAGAGGAGAAGUAUGCAGAACCACAGAUGAACAGCCAAGAGAUGUGGUACAGUGCAGUCAGUGCUUCUUCUAGUAUCACAACAACAACUAGGAACGAGGGAAGCCUGCAUGCAUCCUUAUCCCCGGUUUUUUUUUCUAAUAAAAAAAUAUCCCCCAAAACUGUGGGUCAUCCUAAUGCUCUCAAGAACAUUAAGAACCCUACACUCCUACAGGCCUCUAUAAGAGAUAUCAUCAACCUGAAUGAAGGCAGAGUGUUGCCUCAUUAUCGCAGGUCUCUUUCCACCAUAGAUUUCCGAAGCUUCGAUCCAGAAAAGAUAUCACAAGUUUUUGGAUUCGACAAAGAUCAGGCCAUCAAGAAAAACUAACAUUUUUCAACCCCAAGAUGCUCUGUAAUUCCAAGUUGUUUCAUUUAUCUUUUUCCUUUCUCUUUGGCCAUGAUCUUUAACUUCUAUGAACAUCUUCAAAUACAUAUAACUCCACUACAAGUUACUUUUCUAUUGAAAAUGACCAUGGCAGGAAGCAUUCAUUUGAAUAUGUUUUCCAUUAGAAUAUACUCGUUCCAGAAGCAAUUGUAAUGCAUUCGUUAUCA